Molecule: messenger RNA, 630 nt
Organism: Rhizopus microsporus ATCC 52813
Lineage: Eukaryota; Fungi; Mucoromycota; Mucoromycetes; Mucorales; Rhizopodaceae
Product: rab7,member ras oncogene family
Exons: 4
Coding region: 1-630 (209 amino acids)
Biological process (GO): regulation of vacuole fusion, non-autophagic
Cellular component (GO): fungal-type vacuole membrane; phagocytic vesicle; vacuole
Molecular function (GO): GTP binding; GTPase activity
Source: RefSeq, a predicted model, not a curated record
AUGACAAAGCGAAAAGUAUUACUAAAGGUGAUUAUCUUGGGAGACAGCGGAGUAGGAAAGACUUCCUUGAUGAACCAAUAUGUCAAUAAGAAGUUUAGUUCUCACUACAAGGCAACAAUUGGAGCUGACUUUCUGACAAAAGAAAUAACUAUAGAUGAUGAUACGGUCGUUACUAUGCAGAUAUGGGAUACCGCAGGCCAAGAGCGAUUCCAGUCGUUGGGUGUCGCAUUCUAUCGGGGAGCUGACUGUUGUGUCUUGGUAUAUGAUGUCAAUAAUAACAAAUCAUAUGAAUCAUUAGGUCAGUGGCACGACGAAUUCCUUGUUCAAGCGUCACCUCGAGAUCCUGAGCAUUUCCCGUUUGUGGUGUUGGGAAACAAGAUUGAUAUGGAUGAGUCAAAGAGGAUGGUAUCUCAAAAGAGAGCCAUGACGUUUUGUCAGGCGAAGGGCAAUAUACCGUACUUUGAAACCUCAGCCAAGGAGGCUAUCAACAUCGAACAAGCUUUUCAGACGAUCGCAAGGAAUGCACUUCAACAAGAGACGAGUGUGCAGCUUUAUGGUGAAUUAAGUGAUCCAAUUCGAUUAGAUAAUGAAACGACAGUAGAUGAAGAUAUCAAUAAAUGUGCAUGUUAA